Messenger RNA from Bombyx mandarina (wild silkworm), 3845 nucleotides. RefSeq names its product structure specific recognition protein (gene Ssrp). Gene Ontology annotation, biological process: regulation of chromatin organization. The record is from RefSeq and is a predicted model, not a curated record. Gene Ontology annotation, cellular component: FACT complex; nucleus. NCBI's taxonomy places the organism in Eukaryota, Metazoa, Arthropoda, Insecta, Lepidoptera, Bombycidae. Gene Ontology annotation, molecular function: DNA binding; histone binding; nucleosome binding.
UGAAUUGAAAAUUAAACUUGAAAACUAGUAAAUGAAAAGUUUUUCGUUACACACUAUAAAACACAGUGACUAAUUAAUCAUUGAAACUAUUAUUCAAUCUUAAGGAAAUAUACGCUAAUUUUACAUUGUUACAUCGCGUUGUAAAGUAUUGUCAAAUAACGAAACAUGGAGUUUUUAGAGUAUAACGAUGUUUCCGCAGAAAUAAAAGGAAACAUGGUACCAGGGAGGUUAAAAAUGACAGACCAAAACAUAAUUUUCAAGAAUAGUAAAACCGGCAAAGUUGAACAAAUAUCAGCUAAUGACAUUGAGCUGGUGAAUUUCCAGAAGUUCAUUGGUUCGUGGGGCUUACGUUUGUUUCUCAAAAAUGGUACUUUGCACAGAUACGGAGGUUUUAAAGAAGGUGAGCAAGAGAAGGUUGCAAAAUUCUUCAAAGCCAAUUAUAAUAAAGACAUGCUAGAGAAAGAGUUAUCUCUAAAAGGUUGGAACUGGGGUACAGCUAAAUUUAAUGGAGCAGUACUAAGUUUCAAUGUUGGUACAAACACCGCUUUUGAAAUACCAUUGCAUUAUGUCUCUCAAUGCAAUACAGGAAAGAAUGAAGUCACACUCGAAUUUCAUCAGAAUGAUGACACACCUGUAUCAUUGAUGGAAAUGCGCUUCCACAUUCCCACCAGUGAAGUGGCCAAUGAUUUGGAUGCAGUUGAAGCAUUCCACCAACAAGUAAUGAACAAAGCGAGUGUUAUUUCAGUUUCUGGUGAUGCUAUUGCUAUAUUCAGAGAACUACAAUGUUUGACACCUCGUGGUCGUUAUGAUAUCAAGGUAUUCCAGACAUUCUUUCAGCUUCACGGUAAAACCUUUGACUACAAGAUCCCUAUGUCGACAGUUCUCCGUUUAUUCUUAUUGCCUCACAAGGAUACGAGGCAAAUGUUCUUUGUCGUUUCCUUGGAUCCACCGAUCAAACAGGGUCAAACAAGGUACCAUUAUUUAGUGCUGUUGUUUGGUAUUGAGGAGGAGACAACUGUAGAACUUCCUUUUACAGAGGAAGAAUUGAAAGACAAAUAUGAAGGUAAAAUAACAAAGGAAUUAUCUGGACCGACAUACGAAGUUCUAGCCAAGAUCAUGAAGGUCAUCAUCAAUAGAAGGGUCACAGGUCCUGGUGACUUUUUAGGACACCACAAGACCCCGGCCAUAGCGUGUUCAUACAAGGCGGCGGCUGGCUAUCUGUAUCCCCUAGACAAAGGUUUCAUAUACGUUCACAAGCCACCAGUACACAUACGAUUUGAGGAGAUUGCGUCUGUGAACUUCGCUCGAGGGGGCGCUUCGUCGACGAAAUCAUUUGAUUUCGAAAUAGAACUGAAGUUGGGCAGCGUGCACACGUUUAGCAGUAUCGAGAAGGGAGAAUAUGACAAACUCUUCAAUUAUAUAUCUUCGAAGAAAUUACAUGUCAAGAAUACUGGAAAGAAUGACAAAGCCUUAUACGACGACGACUUUGGCGACUCGGACACGGAGAAGGAACCGGACGCGUAUCUGGAGCGCGUGAAGGCGGAGGCGAAGGAGCGCGAGUCGGACGACAGCGACGGCUCCGACGAGAGCACCGACGAGGACUUCAACCCCGACAAGGCCAAGGAGAGCGACGUCGCUGAAGAAUACGACACGAACGCCUCAUCUUCAGAGGACUCCGACGCGUCAGGCGGCUCCGGCUCCGGUGAUAGCAAGAAGGAGAAAGAAAAAGAAAAGAAGAAAGAGAAAAAACCUAAGAAAGCUAAGACUAUUUCCGAAGCGCCACGUAAGCGUAAAGAGAAGUCUAAGAAACGCGAGAAGGACGUGAACGCGCCCAAGCGGCCGGCGACCGCCUUCAUGCUGUGGCUCAACGAAAACAGAAAGAAAAUCAUUGAAGAGAACCCCGGGAUCAAGGUCACAGAGGUCGCCAAGCGCGCGGGAGAACUCUGGAGGGACCUGAAAGACAAAUCGGAAUGGGAAGAGAAAGCCAACAAAGCGAAAGAAGAAUACAAUGCCGCAAUGAAGAAGUAUAAAGACAGCGGCGCGGCCGACGAGUUCAAACAGAAAAAGAAACAGGCUGAAAAAGAACGAAAGACAGCAGAGAAGAAGACCAAAGCUCCUCCAGCAAAGAAGACUCCUGCCGCCGUUCCCACCGGGAAGUUCACCAGCAAAGAGUUUAUAGAAGACGACGAUAGCUCCUCCGACUCCGACAGCAAUAAGAAGAAGGAGAAGAAGGACACUAAAGACACAAAGAAAGAUAAAGAAAAAUCUAAGAGUUCGUCUUCCGAAGCCGAGGCAUCAUCGGCGUCUGGAAACGACAGCGGCAGUGAUAGUAAUUAAAAUUUAGAUAGUAGUUUUAGAUUGUAAUAAGCAUAUUUUGUACUUUGGUAUUGCAAGGUAAAUCGAUGGUAUGAUAAUUAUUUGAAUGUGUUGAAAUUACAUUGUUUUAUUAUCAGUGUAACGUAAGCAGGCUGGAAUUUCUGCCGAAUUCAUCAAUAAUUUUGUAAAUAAAUUAAUUAUCAUUCAAGAACUAUCACACAAGUUUGGACCCUUUUGUAAUGGGAGUACUUUUAUCGAUUGAAUUUGUAAUAGUCAUCGUGGCCUAACGGAGAAGGCGUCCGGUGUACUUGUGUUGAGCCGACCGACUGUACUGGUGUUCGGAAUCCGCAGAUAGCGACUUAAUAGAAAGCCAGAUUUAAAAAAAAACGUGAUUACUGAUUGUAGGAAGUCUUGUGGCUCUCGCGUUCCGCUAAAGGACGGGACAAACGCUAUACUGCACAACUUUGAGCGACAGACCUCAUGUCUCAAGGUGGGUGACGGUGUUCGAGUUUUGAUUUGUCGUGGACUCCAGUAACCACUUAACUCGAGCACGCUUUAAAAACUCGAAUUUUGUACAUCAGAACUGACGAAGUAAAAUUCAUAAAAUGAUGAGUAUUCAUCAUAAUCAACUUUGUCGUAACAAUAUUGCAACCUGUUUAACAUGUAAUGUAUUUUUUUUCCGUUUCGGUUUAAGAAUCAAUUGCUAAGUGUAUGAUUUCGAUGUGAUUAAAAGAUUUACAUUGUAAUUGUGUUAUUCAUAAUGAACCCCCUCUAAGAUUGUCGAAUAGUCACUUAAUCAAUAAUUUCACCCAGGGAAGAAAUGAUGCGACUCACGCUGUUCUGUUGUGUGGAGAUGUACACACUUUCAUUCCAGAUAAACCCCUUAAAAUAAAAUGGAUAAAAAUGUGUUUAAACAAAUUUAAAAAGGCAUAUCGUCGCUAUCAAACCAAAAGCUGCUAUGUACAAAAACUCUAUUUUGAAUUAACGAGUAAAAACGUUUUCGUAAAAAUUUUUAUAUGAAGGUGAAUUUUUAAGAACUAUAUCAAAUGAAAGCUAUAGAUAAAUAUGAAUAGACACAAAACUGUUUUUUAUAUGGUAGAUAUAGGGCUGUGAACUAUACGAAAAAGUCAAAAAGUAAAAAUCUCAAAAAAUGCACAUAACAGAUUUUGGUUUGACAACGACGAUAUUUAAGAGGUCGGGUGCGCAAAGAACACGUUGAUCAAAAUUUGUAUAAAAACGUUGAACAAAUUUUUUAAUAUCGACUUACACCUGCGAUGAACAUGUUACUAUGAAUCGACACUAAAAUUUAAAAAUGAAGACCUUGAAAUUCUAAUGUAUAUACUAAUGAACGCUCCGAACAUAUUUCUCCAUAACGAUAUGCCUUUUUAUUAAAUUGUACCAUUUUUUUAACGUACUCAACGAAUGUGAUAUGAUAUGAUGUAAAAACCUUUGCACUAUAAAUAAUUUGUUGUUAGUUUAUUGAAAUGCCCCACAGCAUACAAAAACAACUUCAAUAAAUUUUAAUAAUA